Molecule: messenger RNA, 1587 nt
Organism: Anopheles cruzii
Lineage: Eukaryota; Metazoa; Arthropoda; Insecta; Diptera; Culicidae
Product: juvenile hormone esterase-like
Exons: 2
Coding region: 190-1587 (465 amino acids)
Source: RefSeq, a predicted model, not a curated record
CCUAUUGUUGAGCUGACGGUUGGCCGGCUCCGGGGAACGACGGAACAGUGUGAAUAUGACUGUUCGUUCCAUUCCUUCAAAGGCAUCCCGUACGCUGAGGCAGAGCGGUUCAGUGAUCCGGAACCACAUCCUGGCUGGACGGGCGAGCGGGACGCUAGUGUACAUGGGGCCACCUGCCCUACGGCGAACAUGAUUCCAACCGAGAGCGAGGACUGUCUGUUCCUCAACGUGUACACUCCGCUCACUACUGGCGGUAAUCGAGCGGUCAUAGUAUUCAUCCAUGGCGGUGGCUACAAUAGCGGAUUUGGAGACGACGAUCUCUACGGCAGUCAGUACUUCAUGACGGAGGACGUGGUGGUCGUUACCUUCAAUUAUCGCCUGGGAGUGCUGGGAUUUUUCAGUACCGGCGAUCGGGCCGCGGCCGGCAACUGGGCUCUCAAGGACUGCAUCGUGGCGUUGCGCUGGGUGCAGGAUCACAUCGCGGCAUUCGGUGGCGAUGCGAGCAACGUUACGAUCUACGGUGAAUCUGCCGGCGCUGCUAUCAUCCAUCUACUCCUCAUAUCGCCACUGACGGGUGGAUUGUUCCACCGCGCGAUCGCCAGCAGCGGAUCGCCCUUCAACUCGUGGGCCUUCCAACCGAAUCCACUCUUUUACGCAAACCGUUUGGCGGAAACACUGGACCUGGAGACCACCGAUACGACUGAUAUGGUGGCUGCUCUCCGGCUGGUUCCGUACCGGGCGUUGAUCGAGCAGCAGGAAGAUAUCUCAUCGACCGCACAUCUACUGGGGACUGUCGAUUUUGGUCCGGUUGUCGAGCCGCCAGACGCUCCCGGAUCGAUUGUCCUGCCACGGACGCCGAUGGAACUCGUCAAGGACGGUGCGUACCAGGCGGUUCCUCUGUUGACAGGGUUCAACAACUUGGAGUCGGUACUGUAUAUAGCGCUGGCAAACUUCAUUCCCAACCUGUUCGACUCGUUCAACGCUCAUCCACAUUAUUUGGUGCCGAGGGCAUGGAAUAUCUCGGAAGGUAGUCCCGCUGCUAAUGCCAUUAGUAACGCGUUCGCUCAGUUCUACUGGCAAGGCCAGACGCUGGGACCGGAGUUGUUGGAAGAAUUCUCCUGGUACUUGACCGACUUAAUGUUCGCGAUCGGUGUGGUGGAGAUGGCGGAACUGCAAUCAACUCGUGCUCCGGUCUAUGUCUAUCACUUCACCUAUGACGGUGACCUGAACCUAUUCAAACAGCAAUUGGGCGUCUCCAUACCGGGUGCGGUACACGCGGACGAAGUUUUCUACUUGUUCGACGCGAAGUCACUCGUAAGCGGCCCACUUGCUGCCACUAGUCAUGCGCGCACGGUCCGCCAGCGGAUGCUCCGACUUUGGACUAACUUUGCCAAGUAUGGAAACCCAACCCCGGUAGUGGAUGCCGUGCUGCAGGACAUUUUGUGGCCCGAGCUUGAUGGCGGCACGAUCAACGUUGUGCUAAACAUUGACCACGAUCUGAUGCUCGGACCGAAUCCUAUCGCUUUCCGCUACGACCUGUGGCAGACUUUGGAGCAUCGGUACGCGAAUAGAAACACACGCCACUAA